UUCCGAGUUCCUGGCGCAGGAAGUGACGUUCGGAGCGGGAGAAAGGGUCAGGCCGCAGGGAGGAGGUUAUGGUGAUAAAGGAGGGGUGCAUGACGUCACGGCGGCCAUUACAGCUCGCAGGAGAGGCUUGGAAGCAGUGAGCGGUUUCCCGUGUGGCUGGCUGUGCGGAUCCCCCGUGCUGUGACUCCUCGCUCCCCCCUUGUAUCCCAGCCUCGAUUGGUCGGAAUUUGUCACAAUCCGAUCCAAGAGCCGGUUCGGUUAGUUAGGAGCUGCAUCGUUUUUUUUUGUUUUUUUUUCCCUGUCAUCGCUGUCGAGGCUUUCUUUUAAUCCACAUAUUGGUCGCCGCUAGCCGCCCUACAGGGGCCCUCCGGUGCUUAGCCGCCGGACAGCAGAUACCUCAACAUGGACGAGAAGGCAUUUACUAAGGAGUUGGACCAAUGGAUCGAACAGCUCAACGACUGCAAGCAACUGACAGAGAGCCAAGUGAAGACUCUGUGCGAGAAGGCAAAAGAAAUCUUGACAAAAGAAUCCAAUGUCCAAGAAGUGAGAUGUCCAGUCACAGUAUGUGGCGAUGUUCAUGGACAAUUUCAUGAUCUUAUGGAAUUGUUCAGAAUUGGAGGAAAGUCGCCAGACACAAACUAUUUGUUCAUGGGAGAUUAUGUGGACAGAGGAUACUACUCAGUGGAAACAGUAACACUACUUGUAGCACUUAAGGUCCGCUAUCGUGAACGUAUAACAAUCCUCAGAGGAAACCAUGAAAGUAGACAAAUAACACAAGUAUAUGGUUUUUAUGAUGAAUGCUUAAGAAAAUAUGGGAAUGCAAAUGUUUGGAAAUAUUUCACCGACCUGUUUGAUUAUCUUCCUUUAACUGCCUUAGUGGAUGGUCAGAUUUUCUGUCUCCAUGGAGGACUUUCUCCUUCAAUUGAUACACUGGAUCAUAUCCGUGCACUUGAUCGUCUGCAAGAAGUUCCACACGAGGGGCCAAUGUGUGAUCUACUGUGGUCAGAUCCAGAUGACCGUGGUGGAUGGGGAAUUUCUCCUCGAGGUGCUGGAUACACUUUUGGUCAGGACAUAUCUGAAACAUUCAACCAUGCCAAUGGCCUUACUUUGGUUUCUAGAGCCCAUCAACUGGUGAUGGAGGGUUACAAUUGGUGCCAUGAUCGGAAUGUAGUCACAAUUUUUAGUGCUCCAAAUUACUGUUAUCGUUGUGGUAACCAGGCUGCAAUAAUGGAACUUGAUGAUACUCUUAAAUAUUCCUUCUUGCAGUUUGACCCUGCCCCACGUAGAGGAGAACCACAUGUGACCCGUCGUACACCUGAUUACUUCCUGUAAAAAUAAUUUUACACUUGUACAGUAUUGCCACAAGCAGGAUUUUGACCUGAAACUGGGAAAAGCAACAGUAACUUCAGAGUCAGAGCGUUGUGUCCCAUAUAUGUACUGUUAUCAAAUGGACCAAAAGACGUGCCAUAUGAAAAUAAAAUCUAAGCCUCUCGUCUCAACAGCCGUGACCACAUUAGAAAGACCCUGUCCAUUGCAUGCUGAAGUGACAUUUUCAAAGAAAUUCCCAGAUUUCUGGCAUAGCACUACUUGUAGUUCCUUUUGCUUUCUCAGAGAGACUGCAAAAAAAACUUUAAGAUAUAAACAUUAACAAUUCAUAAUUUCACUUAACUUUCCAUUUAGUGAUAGCUUUACUCGGCAUGAUUGUAGAAAGUUUGAAAAUUAAACCCUCCAGUGCCACAGGAUGAUCCACGCCAGUUUUGUGGUCUCUUGGGGUUUGAAGGGAUUAAAGGACAUUUUUAAAGAAUAAGUAUCAUGGCCUCUGCAGACCUUUGUGACUUCAGAAAUGUUUAUUUUCAGGGAAUACAGUUUAAUUUAAGUUUUGGUUUUUAUAUAUAUAUUUUUCUCUUUAACCCCAUUCCACCCUUUCCUGCCUCUCAGUUGGUCUAUAUCCUAGAUGGUUUGAAGUUUCCUGUAAGACGCUGCUACAGCUCAUUGCUGUAGUGCUUGCUUUUUUUUUUCCUUUCUUAAUAAACUUGUGAACGAAGUCCUUAGAAA
Messenger RNA from Pelobates fuscus (common spadefoot toad), 2055 nucleotides. RefSeq names its product protein phosphatase 2 catalytic subunit alpha (gene PPP2CA). NCBI's taxonomy places the organism in Eukaryota, Metazoa, Chordata, Amphibia, Anura, Pelobatidae. Gene Ontology annotation, cellular component: cytosol. The transcript is spliced from 7 exons. Gene Ontology annotation, biological process: mitotic cell cycle. Gene Ontology annotation, molecular function: protein serine/threonine phosphatase activity. Bases 403 to 1332 code for a protein of 309 amino acids. The record is from RefSeq and is a predicted model, not a curated record.